GUUAUUUUUUUAAAUUACUGAGGAUAUCAACAUGUUUUGGUUAUUUAUUGUGUUGAUCGGCUGCAUGUAUUUUGUGCGUUACAAACAGAAAAUGAGGAAAUUUGAAGAGUUAUCUAAGAAAUUACCAGGGGAACUGUUACGCCUGCCCGUGGUUGGUCAUGCGCAUUACCUGGCCGGAAGCGACGAAGACAAUAUGAAAGUCCUUCAAAGCGUGGGAAGGAUAGCAGUGAAACGCGACGGCCUUGCAACCUACUGGAUGGCCCAUAAACUGUUCCUUAUUGUGGCCGAUCCUGUAGUAGCAGAACUGAUGCUAAAAUCGCAUCUAGAAAAAGACAGUUCAAUGGAGAUCUUACAAUUCCUUGUCGGUAAUGGAAGCAUUUAUGCACCAGUUUCCAUUUGGCGGCCCCGCCGCAAGAUCUUGGCUCCAACCUUCAACAUCAAGAAAUUGAAUCGUUUUGUGGACGUGUUCGCCAAUCAGAGCGCUCUGAUGGUGAACAAACUGAGACCAUUGGCUGGAAAGGGGACGUUUCCCGUUUGGAAGUUCCUGACUAGCUACACCUUUCACUCUGUUUGUGAAACCACACUAGGCGUGCAUACUAACGCUGAUGAGGACAAACAGUUCAUUGAACCCUUCGAAGAAGUUGUAGAGCAAAUGACGUGGCGCAUGCUGCAGCCCUGGUUGCACCCGGACUGGAUCUAUCGGCUACUUCCCCAGUACAAAAAGGCGGACAAUUGCAGACGUGCUAUGUACCAAUUUGUUGACAAGGUUGUCAAACUGAAAAGGCAGGAAAUGGAAGAUAAGCAGCGCGAGCAGGUUGGCUUUGCGCCUAAGCCAGAACCAACAUCUCCAUCAUCAUUAUCAAACUUUGAGUUUGAGAUUGCAACCCGGCGAGAGGCGCACUAUGUGCCAAUUGUUGCAAAACCCGUUGGACGGGUUCUCGAGCCGGAUUUAAAAAAAUCGCAGACUAUUAAAUCAUGUGAUUCCUCCCUCGGUUUCCAGUCUCUACUAGAAAUGCUUCUAGAAACAUCCCUCAAAGUCAAAGGUUUCACUGAUUUGGAACUGCGCGAAGAGGCCUUGGUGAUGAGUGCAGCUGGCACCGACACAUCGGCUGUCGCCGCAUCGUUCGCGCUCGUUAUGCUGGCACGGAACCCUGAAGUUCAGGAGAAGGUGUUUGAAGAAUUGAACGACGUAUUGUACUGCUCAGAUAAAGCUGUAACAGCCUCAGAUCUCCCAAACCUCAAGUACCUAGAAGCUGUGAUAAAAGAAACGUUGAGGCUUUAUCCACCAGUGCCAAUAAUUGUCCGGAGCGUUACCAGUGACACUAAGCUACCAUCUGGAGUGACAGUACCCGCGGGUACGGGCAUUGUCAUGCACAUCUGGGCGACGCACCGCAACCCUCGCUAUUGGGGCCCAGAUGCAGACUCAUUCAGGCCGGAGCGCUUUCUAGAGCCGCUCAAGCACCCCGCGCAGUUUGUGCCGUUCAGCUUUGGCCUGAGGAACUGCCUUGGGUAUCAAUACGCCAUGAUGUCCCUGAAGACAGUGUUAGCAACGGUCCUGAAAGAGUACCGUGUUCUACCACCAGCUGAGGCUGACAUAAAGAGCCUAGACGAACCCAUCAGGGUGAAAUAUGACGUCAUGAUGAAAGCAGUGGACAUGUUUCAGAUACAGUUAGAAGUCAGAUCACCGACCAAUUCUAGAAACAUUGGAUGAUUGAUCUGGU
Messenger RNA from Cydia splendana, 1721 nucleotides. RefSeq names its product cytochrome P450 4d8-like. The coding region runs from base 32 to 1711 and encodes 559 amino acids. NCBI's taxonomy places the organism in Eukaryota, Metazoa, Arthropoda, Insecta, Lepidoptera, Tortricidae. The record is from RefSeq and is a predicted model, not a curated record. The transcript has 11 exons. Gene Ontology annotation, molecular function: monooxygenase activity; heme binding; iron ion binding.